Molecule: messenger RNA, 1786 nt
Organism: Exaiptasia diaphana
Lineage: Eukaryota; Metazoa; Cnidaria; Anthozoa; Actiniaria; Aiptasiidae
Product: NACHT, LRR and PYD domains-containing protein 14
Exons: 1
Source: RefSeq, a predicted model, not a curated record
CAAACAGGUCAGAAAGUCGAUCAGGGUGCUCGUAAAAUGGUGACAAAACUAACGCAAUGCCGUGAGAUUUUUAUUGACGAAAACAAAGAAAACAAUCCCAAGUCAAUCUUGAUUUCUGGUGAACCGGGUAUCGGCAAAACGCUAUUUUCGCAGAAAAUUGUGAGAGAUUGGUCAACCAAUAGCUUAUUGCUACCAGGCAUCAAGUUCACUUACCUUAUAACAUUCAAACAACUUGCUCGGCUUGGCAACAAAGAACUAACACUCAGAGAACUGCUGAAUCACUCCCUUUUACUAAACGAAAAGACUAUGGUAACCGAAGACAUAAUGGCGCACAUUAUCCAGCACCCAGAACAACUGUUUAUUGUCUUCGAUGGCUUUGAUGAAUACAAAGACCGCGACAAAAUAAUCGGAGACUUUGAAGAGGAAUUUCCUAAUGAUGUUAAAGCCAAGAUGUCAGUAGAAGCCCUGGUCAGCAAACUAAUCCGAAAAAAGAUCUUGCGCGAUUCAGUCUCGAUGAUAACUUCAAGACCCAGCGAAGCCGGCGCUUUGGACMAAAAAAUCCAUUUUCAUCGCUAUGUCGAGAUUACAGGAUUCUCAAAAAUCCAAGUAAUUGACUAUGUUGAGAAGUAUUUCAAAUGUAAACCAGAAAAAGUAAGAAAGAUGGCAGUGAACAAAGUCAAAGGAUCACCGCACCACAUAUCAUUUGGUCGCGCGCCAUUUCGUUGUUUUUUGAUGUGCAUCUUCAUCGAGUGGGAAAUCAAAAACAAACGCGAUAAUUUAGUUCCUGCAACACUUACAGAAUUUUAUUGUAAUGUUAUCAAAUGCAUCGAAACAAAUUACAAUAAAGCAAUACUUAAAUUAGAUGAGAAAGCCGCUUCGUUGGCUGUUGAYCAAACUCUCGAUAAUUUUGCACGACUAGCGGCACAGUUAGUUGAACAAAAUAGAUUYAGUUUUACUUCAGAAGACUUAGAAAACCUAAACUCAACAGAAAAGGAAUUGUUGCUUUCUAGUAAUCUUAUAAUUUGUUAUCCUGUUUCCAGUAAUUUGCCUUUUCAAAAACCAACGUGUGAAUAUAGCUUCACGCACUUCACAAUUCAAGAGUUUUUUGUUGCUCUGUAUUUGGUCAAGAAAGGUGUAAUGGCGGCACAAGAAAGCACUGAAAUGGUGUACAUCUUCAUGAGCGGUUUGUUAGGUUUAGAUAAUAACAAGAAAUCAAUGGUAGAACUACUAGAGUGUCUAGGUAAACAUAUUAAAGAUGAAUACAGACUAAGACUGGUGUCAUUAAGAUGUUUACACGAGUUUCAAGACAAAAGUUUGUCAAAACAAGAAGUGACUGGAAACCCUGAGUACAGAUACUGGGAUAGUGUUGGGAUGAUUGGAUUACAUGGUGUAACCGACACGGACUGUGCAGCAAUCGCUAUGUUAGUAGAAUACACUGCUACAUCAAUAUCAUCACCACCACACACAUUGUACAUUAAUAACUCAUUCAUAACAAGUGUUGGGUUAAGUAGUUUAAUGCCAUCUAUCAUUCAUAACUCUUCAAUCACUAGACUGGUGCUGUUUGUUUGUGAUUUGUAUGAUGAAUGCGCUGAGUGUUUGGGUGAAUAUUUACCCAACACUAACUUAACCCUGCUAAGCCUGUAUGCUAAUAAAAUAACUGAUGUAGGGGUAAGACAUAUCAUUAAUAACUUACCAAGUAAUUUAACCUAUCUAAACCUGUGUGGUAAUCCAGUAUCUAAUGAAUGUAAAAAGUGGGCUGAACAAUUCUGUAACGAUAAUCAUCCUG